This is a messenger RNA of Oryzias latipes (Japanese medaka), 1406 nucleotides long. NCBI's taxonomy places the organism in Eukaryota, Metazoa, Chordata, Actinopteri, Beloniformes, Adrianichthyidae. The record is from RefSeq and is a predicted model, not a curated record.
CCCGGAAGUAAUUAGCCGAAUGCUAAAAAUCUAAUAUUGUGCAAAAAAAGGUAUCCACUUUCUUCACUAAAUUAAGUAGUUUUACAAUGGAUUCUUUUUAACAUUUUAAAUGCCCGAACCUUUUUUGUGUGCCUUCAAUGUUAUAUGUUACAGGUAACAAUAAGAGUUCUUAACUUUACGAAUAACCGCUAAAAAUCCACUAGACUAGUUACAUUAUUAUUUUUGCUGACAAGAAAUAUUACUUGGUGCAUGCAGUAAAAACUCCUCUAAAAACAUGGAAUUUCUUCCUGUUCUCGAUCCACUUGACCAUCCUAAAGAAGGGAUAUGGUACUCAUUGAUACCAAGAGGGAGUUCUCCAGGAGUUAGUGUGGGACAUAACUGUGUUUUCCUUCCAUCCAAAGUAGGAGGACAGGGGAAAAUUGUGAUUGUUGGUGGAGCUAAUCCCAGUGGGAGCUUUUCAGAUACCCAUGCUAUAAACCUAGGCGACUAUGAAUGGGACACUUUGGAGUGGAAACGUUUAAAGCCUCGUUAUGAACACUGCACCUUCGUGACAGAGAGCAACCCACAUACCUUGUGGGUGUUUGGUGGAGCCCAGCAGUCUGGCAAUCACAACUGUCUACAAAGCAUAGAUCUAAAUGAUGAAGAGCCUCAGUGGAACAGUAUUGUGGUGAAAGGAGAGCCACCCAGUGCCAGGACAUACCACUCAAACUCAGCCUGCAUUGGUGACAGAUUAUAUGUCUUUUCUGGAGGAGAUUUAGGAGCUGCACCUGUCUCAGACUCCAGGCUUCAUGUCUUUGACACAGCAUCUUCCACCUGGUCUCAACCAGAGACAGAAGGCAGGCAGCCUGCAGCCAGACAUGGACACAUUGUUGUGGCCGUUGGUUCAACAAUCUACAUUCAUGGGGGGAUGGCUGGAGAGAAAUUCUACAAUGAUAUGUACUCUUUUGACUCGUUAAGAUUGAAAUGGGAGAAAGUUCGGACCAAAGGAGAUAUCCCACCUGGAGUAGCUGCCCACUCAGCUGUGCCUUUGGGCCCAAAUAUUUACAUUUUCGGAGGGCUGACUGCAGAUGGCGCUAUCAAUUCUAUGUACAAAUUCAACACAGAAAGAAAACAAUGGAUCUUAGUUCAAUUUGAAGGAGACAUGCCACCUAACCGCAUGGACCAUUCCAUGUGUUUGAUACCAUGGCAGCUACACGGCGAGAAGAGUGGAGAUGAACAGCAGGCCCACAAAUCAGAAGUCUCCGAAAUAAUAAAUCUAGCUUUUGUAUUUGGAGGGAUGGACACACAUGGUGUAAUACACAAUGACUGUGUUGUAACAGUGGUGAAGUGACAAGUUUUUGAUGGAGGAAUGCAAUUGUUUUCAUUUUAGUAUUCACACAAUAAAGAUAUUAAACAUCAAAACUUCA